CCCAAACACUCUUGGCCUAACCACAUAGUGACCACCACACGCACUAGUCCAUCGUGCCAAAAUUUGACCCAUCAAAAAAACGCGCCUGCACACAGACACAUGUAUAGCCAACUUUUUUCACGACAUUUUUUUUUUCAGCCUAACAGUUUCACCAACGGGAUUAAAUUAUUUAUAACCACUAGUUCCUUUAAAUUUGUUUUGAAUUGACUUGUUGUUGUUUGGUUCAAUUGCUUAGCUAUUCACUGAAGUCUUGCACUAAUUUUUUGUUUUGUUGCUGCUUCUGCCUGUGCCGUUAUAUCAUAAUUGUUGAGAUCUUUACUUUCAGUACCACAUUUAAGAGAGCUAUUUAUCCAACUGUUACCAUUAAUUUAUAAUUUAUAAUUUAUAUUAACUAACAUUCAUUACCAAUUAACUGUCACUAGCUAAAUGUCAACCACUACUUCAUCUCAUCGUCCAUUUUCUUUGACUCAUGGAUCUAUUGAACAUACAUUUUUAGUUCCUAAUGAAUUAUUCUUUAAUUAUUCUCAAUUAAAGGAUCAAUUUAUUAAAACUUUACCAACUCCAACGGAAGGAUUUGCUGGUGAUGAUGAACCUUCAUCUCCUGCAGAAUUAUAUGCUACAUUCUUAGGAUAUAUUGCUUCAUUAGUAAACCCAUCAAAACCAGGACAAUUUGAUGAAAUUUUAAAAUUAUCAUUACAAGAUUUUAAUUCAAGAUUUUUAAAUUCUAAUAAUGAAAAUAUUCAUUCAUUUGCUGUUCAAUUAUUAAAUGAUGAAACUAAUCCAACCACUGCUACUAAAAUCAAAGAAAAUAUUGUUAAGAAUUAUUAUAAUGCUUUAAUAAAUUCUAAUACUUCAAUUGAAAAAAUUGAAUCUAAUUUAUUAUAUCAUUCAUCAAAAGGUGAUGCUAAAUUACUUGCAAUUUUUGGUGGACAAGGUAAUACUGAUGAUUAUUUUGAAGAAUUAAGAGAUCUUUAUAAAUUAUAUAAAGGAUUAAUUAAUGAUGAUUUAAUUUUACCAAUUGCUGAAAAGUUAAAUCAAUUAGUUAAAAAGGAUAAUUCAUUUGAUAAACUUUAUACUCAAGGAUUUGAUAUUUUAAAAUGGUUAAAUAAUCGUGAUUUAACUCCUGAUCAAGAUUAUUUAUUAUCAGUUCCUGUAUCAUGUCCAGUAAUUUGUCUUAUUCAAUUAUGUCAUUAUACAAUUACUUGUAAAAUCUUGGGUUUAACACCAGGAGAAUUUAGAAAUUAUUUAACUAAUGGUGGUACAACUGGUCAUUCUCAAGGGUUAGUAACUGCAGUUGCUAUUGCAUCAUCUGAUUCUUGGGAUUCAUUUCUUGAAAAUUCCAUUAAAGCUAUAUCUUUAUUAUUUUUUAUUGGUUCAAGAUGUUUAAUUACUUAUCCAAGAACAACUUUACCUCCAACCAUGUUACAAGAUUCUUUAGAUAAUGGUGAAGGUAGACCAUCUCCAAUGUUAUCAAUUAGAGAUUUAUCAAUUGAUCAAGUUGAAAAUUUCAUUGCUCAAACUAAUAAACAUUUACCUCAAGAAAAACAUAUUGCUAUUAGUUUAAUUAAUGGAGCAAGAAAUCUUGUGGUUUCUGGUCCUCCAGAAUCUCUUUAUGGAUUAAAUUUAACUUUAAGAAAUAAAAAGGCUCCUAAUGGUUUAGAUCAAUCAAGAGUUCCAUUUAGUGAAAGAAAAUUGAAAUUUUCUAAUAGAUUCUUACCAAUCUUUUCUCCAUUUCAUUCUCAUCUUUUAACUGAUGCUUCAGCUUUAGUAUUUGAAGAUUUAGCUUCGGAAAAUAUUAAUUUCCCUAAGGAAUUAAUUAAAAUCCCUGUCUUUGAUACAUUUAAUGGACAAAAUUUCCAAACUUUUGAUGAAUCAAAGGAAACUAUUAUUGAAAGAGUGGUAUUAUGUAUUACUCAAUUAAGAGUUAAUUGGGAAUUAGCUACCAAUGUUCAAUCCACUCAUAUUCUUGAUUUUGGUCCAGGAGGAGUUUCUGGGUUAGGAAUCUUAACUCAUAGAAAUAAAGAAGGUACUGGUUCAAGAAUCAUUAUUGCUGGAGCAUUAGAUGCUAAUCCAAUUGAUGAUGAAUAUGGAUUUAAACAUGAAAUCUUUAAUGCUUCAUCAUCCAAGUCCAUCAAAUGGGCUCCUGAUUGGUUAAAUGAAUUUAAACCCACUUUAGUUAAAACCAAAGCAGGAAAGACAUUUGUUAAUACUAAAUUCUCUCAAUUAUUAGGUAGAGCUCCAUUAAUGGUUCCUGGUAUGACUCCAACUACCGUUAAUCCUGAAAUUAUUGCUGCUACACUUAAUGCUGGUUAUCAUAUUGAAUUAGCUGGUGGUGGAUAUUUCCAUGCUGGAGGUAUGGAAGCUGCUAUUAAAGAUGUUAUUUCUAAUAUUAAACCAGGAUUUGGGAUUGGUAUUAAUUUAAUUUAUGUUAAUCCAAGAAUGUUACAAUGGGGGAUUCCAUUAAUUAAAGAAUUAAGAGAACGUGGAUAUCCAAUUCAAUCAUUAACUAUUGGAGCUGGUGUUCCAUCCCUUGAAGUUGCUACUGAAUAUAUUGAAGAAUUAGGCUUAACUCAUUUAGGUUUAAAACCAGGUUCAAUUGAUGCUAUUCAUCAAUGUAUUACCAUUGCUAAGGCACAUCCAAAUUUCCCUAUUGUUUUACAAUGGACUGGUGGUAGAGGUGGAGGUCAUCAUUCAUUUGAAGAUUUCCAUCAACCAAUCUUACAAAUGUAUUCUAAGAUUAGAAGAUGUUCAAACAUUGUUUUAGUGGCUGGUUCAGGAUUUGGAUCGGAUGAAGAUACUUAUCCAUAUUUAACUGGGUCAUGGGCUAAGAACUUUAAUUAUCCUCCUAUGCCAUUUGAUGGGAUCUUAUUUGGUUCAAGAGUCAUGACUGCUAAGGAAGCUCAAACUUCAUUAGAUGCUAAGAAAUUGAUUAGUCAAUGUAGUGGAGUAUCUGACAGUAAAUGGGAACAAACUUAUAAGAAACCUACUGGAGGAAUCAUUACUGUUAGAUCAGAAAUGGGUGAACCAAUCCAUAAGAUUGCCACUAGAGGUGUUAUGUUAUGGAAAGAAUUAGAUGAUACCAUCUUUUCAUUACCUAAGAAUAAAUUACUCGAAGCCUUGACCAAGAAGAAGGAUUAUAUUAUUGACAAAUUAAAUAAAGAUUUCCAAAAACCAUGGUUUGGAAAGAAUGCCAAGGGAGUAUGUGAUUUAGAAGAUAUGACCUAUCAAGAAGUUGCCAAUAGAUUAAUUGAAUUAAUGUAUGUUAAGAAAUCUACCCGAUGGAUUGAUGCAUCACUCCGUAAUUUCUUUGGGGAUUACUUGAGAAGAGUUGAAGAAAGAUUCACUUCCAAAUCAGGCAGUAUUUCUUUAGUCCAAAACUUUACUCAAUUAAAUUCUAAUCCUCAAGAAUUUACUGAUAACUUCUUUGAACAAUUCCCAUUGGCUAAGGAUCAAUUGAUUAGUGAAGAAGAUUGUGAUUUCUUCUUAAUGUGUGCCUCUAGACCAACUCAAAAGCCUGCCCCUUUUGUACCAGUAUUGGAUGAAAGAUUAGAAUUCUUCUUUAAGAAGGAUUCCUUAUGGCAAUCGGAAGAUUUAGAGGCUGUUGUUGGUGAAGAUGUUCAAAGAACAUGUAUUUUACAUGGACCUGUUGCUGCGCAAUUCACUAAUUCCGUCAAUGAACCAAUUGGAGAUAUCUUAAAUUCCAUUCAUGAUGGUCAUAUUGCCAAGUUAGUCAGAGAUGAGUAUCAAGGUGAUGAAUCAAGUAUUCCAGUAGUUGAAUACUUUGGAGGUAAGAAGCCUGCUGUUGCCACUGAAUUAGUUGGAGUUAAAACCACCACCACCACUACUGGUGAUAAGAUCAUUUAUGAAAUUAACGGUUCGGCUUUACCAGAAAAGGAUGCUUGGUUACAAUUAUUAGCCGGUGAUAAGUUGUCUUGGUUACAAGCGUUUAUCUCGUCAGAUAGAAUUGUUCAAGGGUCUAAUCAUGUAACCAAUUCUGUUCAUGAUAUCUUAAGUCCAGUCGCUCAUUCUCGUGUUGAAAUUAGUUAUCCACAAGAUUCUUCCAAGACUAAAUUAGUGGUAUCUGAAUUAGUUAAGGGAGAAUUAAAACAAGUGGUUGAAAUCUCAUUGGUUAAACAAAACACCAUUCAAUUAUCAUUAAUUGAACACAGAACUGCCGAUAACAAACCAGUCAGUUUACCAUUCCUUUAUACUUAUAACCCAGCUGAUGGAUUUGCUCCAAUCUUAGAAGUCAUGGAAGGUAGAAAUGAUCGAAUUAAAGAAUUCUACUGGAAAUUAUGGUUUGGAAAUGAUAUUCCUUAUGAUUUAAAUAUCGAUGCUCAAAAGGCCAUUGUUGGAGAAGAAAUUACCAUUACUGGUGAUGAUAUUUCCGAAUUCACUCAUGCUAUUGGUAAUAAAUGUGAAGCCUUUGUUACUAGACCUGGUAAAGUUACCCUUGCUCCAAUGGAUUUUGCCAUUGUUAUUGGGUGGAGAGCUAUUAUUAAGGCUAUUUUCCCUAAGACUGUGGAUGGAGAUUUAUUGAAAUUAGUUCAUUUACUGAAUGGGUAUAGAAUGAUUCCAGGAGCUGCUCCAUUAAAGAAGGAUGAUGUUGUCUAUUCUAAAGCCGAUAUUAAGGCUGUAUUGAAUCAACCAUCUGGUAAAAUGGUUGAAGUUAUUGGAACCAUCUAUAGAGAUUCUCAACCAGUUAUGGAAGUUACUUCUCAAUUCUUAUACAGAGGUGAUUACUCUGAUUAUGAAAAUACUUUCCAAAAGGUUACUGAGACUCCAGUGCAAAUCUCCAUUAAAUCCGCCAAGGAUUUAGCCGUAUUAAGAUCAAAGGAAUGGUUCCAUUUAGAAAAAGACGUUGAAUUAUUAAAUCAAGUGUUGACUUUCAGAUGUGAAUCUACUUAUAAAUUCAAAUCGGCCGAAGUCUAUUCAUCAAUUAAUACUACUGGACAAGUUUAUUUGGAAUUACCUACUAAAGAAAUCAUUCAAGUAGGUACCGUUGAAUAUGAAGCAGGUAAAUCUUAUGGUAAUCCAGUAACUGAUUAUUUAACUAGAAAUGGUAAGACUAUUGAAGAAGCUGUUAAGUUUGAAAAUGUUAUUCCAAUUUCUUCUGGUGAAGAAUUAACCUCUAAGGCUCCAAAUACCAAUGAACCUUAUGCUAGAGUUUCUGGAGAUUAUAAUCCAAUUCAUGUUUCUAGAGUGUUUGCAUCUUAUGCUAAAUUACCAGGAACAAUCACUCAUGGUAUGUAUUCUUCAGCUUCAAUUAGAUCAUUAGUUGAAGAAUGGGCUGCUAAUAAUGUUGCUUCCAGAGUUCGAGCAUUUAAAUGUACUUUUGUUGGAAUGGUGUUACCAAAUGAUAAUUUACAAACAACUUUAGAACAUAUUGGAAUGAUUAAUGGACGUAAGAUUAUUAAGGUUGAAACUAAGAAUGUUGAAACUGAUUUACCAGUGUUAACUGGUGAAGCAGAAAUCGAUCAACCAAUUACAACUUAUGUAUUUACUGGUCAAGGAUCUCAAGAACAAGGUAUGGGAAUGGAUUUAUAUAAAACUUCCGAAGUUGCUCGUGAUGUUUGGGAUAGAGCUGAUAGACAUUUUGUUGAUAAUUAUGGAUUCUCCAUACUUAAUAUUGUUCAAAAUAAUCCAAAUGAAUUAACCAUUCAUUUUGGUGGAGCUAAAGGUAGAUUAAUUAGAGAUAAUUAUAUUGGAAUGAUGUUUGAAACUAUUGGAGAAGAUGGAGCCAUUAAAUCAGAAAAGAUCUUUAAAGAUAUUGAUGAAUCUACAACUUCUUAUACAUUUGUAUCUCCAACUGGUUUAUUAUCAGCUACUCAAUUUACUCAACCAGCUUUAACAUUAAUGGAAAAGGCUGCUUAUGAAGAUAUUAAAUCUAAGGGAUUAAUUCCUUCAGAUAUUAUGUUUGCUGGUCAUUCAUUAGGUGAAUAUUCUGCCUUAUCAUCUUUAGCUAAUGUUAUGCCAAUUGAAUCAUUAGUUGAUGUUGUCUUCUAUAGAGGUAUGACCAUGCAAGUUGCCGUACCAAGAGAUUCAUUAGGAAGAUCUAAUUAUGGUAUGUGUGCUGUUAAUCCAAGUAGAGUUAGUGCAACUUUUGAUGAUGCUGCUUUAAGAUUUGUGGUUGAUGAAGUAUCCUUAAGAACUCAAUGGUUAUUAGAAAUUGUUAAUUAUAAUGUUGAAAAUCAACAAUAUGUUGCUGCUGGAGAUUUAAGAGCUUUAGAUACUUUAACUAAUGUGUUGAAUGUUAUUAAAUUAAAUAAAAUUGAUAUUGUUAAAUUACAACAAACUUUAACUAUUGAAGAAGUUAAAGAACAUUUGAAUGAAAUUAUUAGUGAAGUAUCUGCUCAAUCCAUUGCUAAACCUCAACCAAUUGAUUUACAAAGAGGUUUUGCUGUUAUACCAUUAAAGGGUAUUUCCGUUCCAUUCCAUUCAUCCUACUUAAUGUCAGGAGUUAAACCAUUCAAGAGAUUCUUAUGUAAGAAGAUUCCAAAAUCUUCAGUUAAACCUGAUGAUUUAAUUGGUAAAUAUAUUCCAAACUUGACUGCUAAACCAUUUGAAAUUACUAAAGAAUAUUUUGAAGAAGUUUAUGAACUUACUAAAUCAGAAAAGAUUAAAGAAAUUCUUGAUAAAUGGGAACAUUAUGAGUCUGCUUAAGUUGAGGAAUGAUUAGUGGGGUAUGUUUAUAGUUGAUAAAUUAUUUAUAUGUUUAUAUAUUGUUUUUCUAUGUUUAUUUAUAUUUAUUACAGUGAUUGUUUAGUACGUGGUACUACUAGAUGGUCUUAAUUAAUAUACUAAUAAUUUAAUAAUGUGGUAGUGUAAUGCUAUAGUAAUAGUAUACUAAAUGCUAUAGUACUAUAAUGUUAACACUGUAAUAGUAUGGUAAUACUAUAGUACAAUGAUAGUACUGUAAUAGCAACACUGUAAUAGUAGUACUGAUACUAUACUAAUAUCAAUGUAACUUAAGGUAAUGCUAUACUAAUACUAGUACUAUGACUUUACUAUUCUAUAGUACUACAGCAUUAUUCAAGUAUCACUUGGAUAUUACUAUAGUAUAUACUACUUACACUUAGAAUCUUAAUAUACAAAUAGUAUUGGAGUAUAGUAGCAUAAUGGAGUAUAGUAG
This is a messenger RNA of Scheffersomyces amazonensis, 7132 nucleotides long. RefSeq names its product tetrafunctional fatty acid synthase subunit (gene FAS1). Bases 427 to 6663 code for a protein of 2078 amino acids. The record is from RefSeq and is a predicted model, not a curated record. Gene Ontology annotation, cellular component: fatty acid synthase complex. The transcript has a single exon. Gene Ontology annotation, biological process: long-chain fatty acid biosynthetic process. Gene Ontology annotation, molecular function: enoyl-[acyl-carrier-protein] reductase (NADH) activity; [acyl-carrier-protein] S-malonyltransferase activity; fatty acid synthase activity. NCBI's taxonomy places the organism in Eukaryota, Fungi, Ascomycota, Pichiomycetes, Serinales, Debaryomycetaceae.